AUGGCCAGUUCCGAGAAAUAUGAUCACGAAUCACCGCCGCCGACGGCCAGCGACGUAGUCGAGCACAAGAAGCGCUCCAACACGCCUGCGCUGCUCGUCCGCAGGUCGUCGAUGGGAGGCAAGCUGCCCGAGACCGUUUCGUCUGCCUAUGUCCUUGAUUGGGAAGAUGAGACCUGCAGACAACGACUCCUAAGCCGCGCCGAGGACCUUCUGGGAGAAGCUGUUGGGCGGAGGAGGCUCACCGUCAUUCAGGGGCUCCCGCUAGACUUGGUUCAGAUUCUGAGAGAUUCUUUGGGAGUCGACCCGGGGUUUCUCGAAGCGCAUGCGGGACGGCGACGACAUCGGCCGUUGAAGCAGGACCAUGGCGACUGCUUCGUGUCUUUCGAAUAUCCCGAGCUUGUCAAAGUCGAUCGAACCGCCAUUGGGCCGGAUCUUGGGUAUAAGCCAUCGGCCAGGCAGUCGGACCUGGUGGAUGUGAUGGACGAGGCACCGUUCCAUUCCAUGUCUCGAGAUGGACAGGCAGUCAUAUUCUGCCACGCGUCCUUGUGGAUGAGCAGCAAAGCCGAUAUUCUUUUUCUGGACCGACCUAUUUGGAAUGACCCUUCAUCACAGCUCAGAAAAGCUCGCCGACCUCUUUCUGUCGCGAGAUCAUGGCAAACGAAAAUCGACGAAUCGCAACUCGACGGCACCUCUGUGUGGAAUGUGCUGAUUGCAGAAGGAGACGAGUUUCCUGGUCUCGAAGACAGCCUUCUUCGAAACUUCCGGCACACGAAUGUAGUCAGGCAAGGCCUGCCUGAUGUUUUGGCUGAUGCGGUUUAUGGAAAGUGGCUAGACCUUUUCGAAACACUUCCGCAGUCUUUGGAUGACGCCAGUCUGUUCUGGCAAGCAACAGAGUCGUUAGAGCAGAAUCUGGACGAGGCUCGCAACCAGGAACGACGUACGACAGCGAGCGAUAUGCAACACCCUGACUGGCGUCAUCUUCUCGACAGGCUACAGCGUCGUGUCACACUAUCGCAGAUGGCGACGACGGCCCCACAGACCUCGUGGCUGCCUUCAACACGGGGGUUGACGACAGCGCAGCCCCGGACACGAGACGCUGGCUAUCUCGGAAAUACUAGGCCGCCUGCGGGUGUUGAAGGGCAUUCGAAAGAUGACAAGGAAGCGAACCAGCGAGCACUCGACCGAGUCACCUAUCUGGGAGGCAUUUUGCUCCCCUUUACCGUGGUGUCUGCCAUACUUUCAAUGAAUGAACAGUAUUCACCCAACGGAUCCCGAUUCUGGGUUUUCUGGGUAGCCUCAGUAGCAGCCGUCGUUUUCUCGUUGCUCAUCAUUUACCUUGACCAACUGCGCGGCCUCGAGGUCUACUUUGACGUCACAGCCGCCAGUGCCGUAGAGUCAGCUUUCUCAUCCGGCGGCGUCACGGCUCAAGUCUACAGCAGCGGCGGGGUGACCGCUGCCGCUGCGGCAUCGAUGCCGCAAUCGAGAUUGCGACGGCCGUCGCGGCUGAACGCGGAGAUUUUAGUCGAUAUGCCACAGCCUGGCGUUGGAGAUGUUGAAGUCAUGGCCGAUUCGGCAGUCAAUCCGACAAUGCUUGUGCAGGCAUGCAGCGACGGAAGGAAACCCAAGGCAUGGCAGAGGGGCAGGCUUGGCUGGGGCGGUGCCAUAAAGAAGGUCGUGGGAUACUAUCGGUGGAGGGGCAGGACGCCGAUGCAAUUGAGUUCGAACGGUUUGGAAAGGUUUCGCAUGGAAAACAUUUAA
Messenger RNA from Colletotrichum karsti, 1758 nucleotides. RefSeq lists its product as uncharacterized. The transcript has 2 exons. The record is from RefSeq and is a predicted model, not a curated record. NCBI's taxonomy places the organism in Eukaryota, Fungi, Ascomycota, Sordariomycetes, Glomerellales, Glomerellaceae. Bases 1 to 1758 code for a protein of 585 amino acids.